ACGGCUGACCGAGUGAGGAGCAGCGCUCAGAGGUGAGAGUUCACUCCGGUAAAAACAUGGUUGAACACGGGGAUAUCCGCGUGGUUCACUGCGGCGGCAGUAAAUUAAACUUCAGGGAUCCUGUGAUAACCCACGACUCCAGGUUCCUUCUGUGCGCCUCCGGAGAGGCUGUGAAGGUGUUCAGCACCUCCACAGAGGAGUGUAUCCACGAGCUGCGGGGUCACACCGGGCUGGUAACAGGUGUGCUGCUGAGACCCUCAAACCACUUACAGGUUUACUCUUCAUCGCUAGAUGGCACUGUCAGACUUUGGGACUUCACAGAUGGGAUUCUUAUUAAGACUUGUGUCAUUGGAUACCCAAUCUACUCCUUCUACGCCUCUGCCAAACAUGAAAACGUCAUCUUUAUUGUUACGUCCAUGCCGAGCGAAAAAAGAGCGGAGCGUUUCCAGCUGGUUGCGGUCCAUCUGCCACAGAGUGGAGAUCAACUGGUGGAGGCUCGAGAACUUUCUGCUGUACUCAGCGGCGUCAACCCCAACCCAGCAGCCAUCGCCUUUGGCAGAGGGGGAGAAUUUAUUGCUUCAGUGAACGACUUGCAGCUGGAGGUCUAUUUCUUCAAGAAGCAGAAGUCGUACAGGUUUUUCCUGAAAGAAGACAACAAGAAGGGCGGCUGGAACACAUUCACAUGUGUCGCCUGUCACCCGAAAGAUGACUGCAUCGCCACGGGACACGAAGACGGGAAGAUCCGCCUGUGGAGAAACUUUAACCACAAGAAGGAGUACACGUACUCCACUCUGCACUGGCACCACAGCGCCGUCAGCUCGCUCUGCUUCACUCCAGAAGGGACCAACCUGCUGAGUGGAGGUGUGGAGUCUGUGCUCAUCCAGUGGAGGUACAAGCAAGAGAGCGAGCGGGACUUCCUGCCCCGCCUGGGCGCCGCCAUCACUCACAUCACUGUGUCACCUGAUGGAUCGCUAUUCUGUACCUCACACAGCGACAACAAGAUCACCAUCAUCCAGAGCUGUGUUAAAGUGUCUGCUGUCAUUCAGGGCCUGGUCAAAGGCGACAGCAUCAGGACAGACUUGAUGAUGGAUCCUCGCAGCAAAGCUCUGGUGCUAAAUGGGAAACCCGGACAUCUGCAGUUUUACUCGCUCCAAAGAGACAAACUGCUGUACAAUCUGGACAUCGUGCAGCAGGAGUACAUUCAUGAAUCGGGCCUGCAGCAGUUCGAGGUGGUCAAAGCGGCGUUUGAUGCCUCCGGCUUGUGGUUGGCAACGGUGGAGGAAAGGCAUCAGAAAGCUGCUGAGCUGGAGCUGAACCUGAAGCUGUGGGCUUUCGAUGAACAGACGCAGAGUUUUGUGCUGAACACGACCAUCUCGGCCCCCCACGACGCCCAGAUUACCGCCAUGUCCUUUCGCCAGACCGCCGACAGCCAGACCACCCUGCUGGUCUCCACCAGCAAAGACGGACACUUCAAAGCCUGGCAGCUCGCCGCUCCGGCCCACACAGAAGAUGAAGGUCCUUCCUGGUUGUGUGAUUUCGUUGGAGCCUAUCACGGCCUGGUGCCCGAAUGCUGCAGCUUCUCGGCUGACGGCUCUCUGCUAGCCGUCGCCUUUCAGGAGGUGGUGACCGUGUGGAGCCCUGCAACCUGGGAGCUGCUGACAACCCUGUCGCAGCCGCCGGGAGCUGUCAGUGAUCUUUGUUUUGGGCGACUGAGCUGUUCCAAGUAUCUGCUGGGAACCACCGCCAGCAAUCUGCUCUGCUGCUGGAACCUCCUCACCUGCUCUUUGGAGUGGAGCACUUCCAUGGAUGUCAGGCGGCUGCUGGUCGACCCCCUCUCCGAGAACAUGGCUGCCUUUUGCUAUCAGAGCGGAUCCACUGACCUGUUUGUGUUCAAGCCCAGCGAGCCUCGGCCGCUGUUUUCCCGUAAGGCUGUGUGCUCGGGGAAGGUGACUCAGGCCGUCUUUGCUCCCAGGGAGGAGAUGCUGGAGAGCUGCGAGGAGAGCAGCCAGUGGCUGAACCGCUCUCAGCUUUACUUCCUCACUCAGCAGAUGGAUCUCAUGACAUUCACCACCAAGGCCGAGGAGGACAGGCUGCUGGCAUCCAGCAAACAGCUUGUGAUUGACGACACCGUAGCCAUGACGCCUUUCUAUCUGUUGUUGGGGAAACACAGACAGCAGCAACAGGAGCAUCGGGACUCCGACAGCAGCCUGUGGGCAGAGAGAACGGCGCUGCCACAGACCUCUGCCUCCAUCAAAGAGCUCCUGCAGACUCCGGCUCACGUCCUGCCCUCCACCUCAUACCUGUGCUCCAUGUUUGUUCAGUCUCUGCUCAUCUCCGUCUCAGACGUCAGGGAGGAAAAGGCACAUGCAGAAGAGGAAAUGGAGAGCGAGAAAGAGGAAGAGGAUUCUGAGGAGGAAAUGGAAUCUAGCAGGUCCAAACCGGAGCUGGUGGCGGCGGCGACAGAGUCGGACGCCCCCGCUCUGACGAAGGCUCAGGCCAGAGAACUUAGGAGGGUGAGGAAGCUGGAUCACAGCUGGCUCGCAGGCCUCCUGGACUCCUAACCAGAGCCUGUACGAGGUUUCCACCAGCAGCUCGGACGUUUUCUGUUUUAUACCAUAAAGUCAAAGUGGGCUUCUUCCACUUUGUCUCCCUGACUGGAAACAAAUCUCUGUGCAAACACAAAGCACAUAUUUGAUUACACAAUCCUCAAGUCAUUAUUGGACAAGUUUAUGACAUCCAAACAAUAGAACCCCUCCCAGCCUUUCCUCCGCUGUUGUACAGCGAGCGCGAGUUUCCACCAGUUUUCUUGCCAAAACUCUGGACUGAAUUUUUGGUCUGGAUUCUUUUCAAUCCUUAUUUGUUUUGUGGGUUUGUCUUAUUCUUUUUUUUCUUUUUUGGAAAAUAAAUAUUUUUACCAA
Oreochromis aureus is the source of this 2918-nucleotide messenger RNA. RefSeq names its product WD repeat domain 75 (gene wdr75). The coding region runs from base 57 to 2561 and encodes 834 amino acids. The transcript has 21 exons. The record is from RefSeq and is a predicted model, not a curated record. Gene Ontology annotation, biological process: positive regulation of transcription by RNA polymerase I; positive regulation of rRNA processing. NCBI's taxonomy places the organism in Eukaryota, Metazoa, Chordata, Actinopteri, Cichliformes, Cichlidae. Gene Ontology annotation, molecular function: RNA binding; protein binding. Gene Ontology annotation, cellular component: nucleolus.